Messenger RNA from Trematomus bernacchii (emerald rockcod), 1591 nucleotides. RefSeq names its product family with sequence similarity 136 member A (gene timcc). NCBI's taxonomy places the organism in Eukaryota, Metazoa, Chordata, Actinopteri, Perciformes, Nototheniidae. The transcript has 3 exons. The coding region runs from base 207 to 620 and encodes 137 amino acids. The record is from RefSeq and is a predicted model, not a curated record. Gene Ontology annotation, cellular component: cytoplasm.
CCCUAAAACCGGUUGCGGAAGUAAAGCGGAAAUGACGCAAUCGUCUACCCAUCUUGAACCAUGCUUGAAUGGAGGUGACCUUAACAUCAAAUUGUAGAGAAACGGAACUUGCCUUGGACACUGAGUGUACAUCGACUUAGAUCUGCGUGCUUUAAGUGCUUAACUGAAUCUUACAUUUUAGUAAAUAUUUAGAGUAACGAACAGAGAUGGCAGAAGCACAUCAGGAUCGCAUGCAUGCUGUGGUGGAAGACAUGGUCCAAAGCCUUGAGAGGGACCACAUCCGUGUAAUGCAGGGUCGCAUGUUCAGGUGCAGUGCAGACUGCUGUGACCGCUCCACUGACUCCAUGUCUGUGGUGCAUAACUGCAUGGAGAGGUGUCACACUCCUAUGGCCAAAGCUCAGGCACAGGUCACUUCAGAGCUGGAGAAGUUUCAGAACCGUCUGUCCCGAUGCACGAUGCACUGCAACGAUAAGGCGAAGGAUCUUUUCGACUCUGGCGCUAAGGAGCCAGCUGUUCGAGCCCUGAUGGACAGAUGUGAGGGCAGCUGUGUUGAUGACCAUGUGAACCUGAUCCCCAGCAUGACCCGGAGAAUCAAAGAUAAUUUGGACUCUAUAGAGUAGUGAGGAACAAGAUGGGUGGCUAUAGUCCAUCCUGAAGUCUCAGCCUGAACGCAUUACACACAAACACAGGAGCCCAGGGUCAGUUGACCCAGCAAGUUUGACCAGUUACAACCGAAGGAUAAACGGCUGGAACACCAUAAAGGGUGGAAAGAGUGACUUAAAAUGGAGCAAAGACACAGGUCUUGACAGGUGUAAGAGGCUGUGACUUUACAUGUUGGUGUUGUGAAGUUUUAAAACGGCUCACUCUGAGAUUUGUUUUUGUACUGUGUAAUUAACAAACGGUAACCUAUUAGAAGCUGACAGAAAAGAAAGAAUGAUGCAUGUGGUGUGUAAACAAAAUAAUAUAUCAAACAAGUUAAGCAUGACAGUUUAAGAUAUGGAGUAUACUCAACAAUUAAAAUGAUCUACAUCAGUUUUCAAUGUCCUUUACAUUCAACCUUUGAGCCCUAUUUAAUUCCUAAAAUAUCUCUCUAGUGUGAGCCCUUUCAUCCUUCACUCUUGCUUUUGUCAUUUUAUUGUCGAGUUGUUCUGUAAUUUUCUGACCUCAUCGUGAAAUAUGUUUAUGAAUUAAAAGUAUCCUAGAUGUAGCUGUUUUGGACCCGCAUUACUUCCAUAAUAACAUGAGCUGAGGUUGAACUAUUGAAUCGAGGCAAUAAUAAAAGCCAGUAAUGCUUUUCUUAUAUAUUUUAAUGAUCCAUUUACUGUCUCAUAUAUAUACAAAUGGUACAAGAAAGGCAACACUGUAGGUAACUGCAAUAUAACUUUGUACAUGAACAAUUCAAGAAGCAAUAAACACACUGUAAAUAUAAUGCAAACCCCACAACCCAUUUAGUUAGUUAGGGAACAAAUCAUGGGAUAGCACCACAGCCGGGGGGCAGUUUUCAUUGGCUGUCAAGAACUGUAUACAUAUUUUCUUUUGAAAAAAUAAAUCAUACAAAUGAAGUAAAAAAUAAAUAAAACACUUGUAACUU